CUAGUUUUCUAUGCUGGCUUCCAGCUCGGGAGUUGAAAUGUAUCAAAAGGCAGAAUAUUCAGUGAGCGUGUAAGGCCGCGAAACAAUAUAUAUCUAGCCAGGCAGGUUUUAAUCUGUACAGUUCUCAACCAUUGACGAUUCAAACUUGGAUCAACUAUAUAUUUGUCCAAACAUUGUGAUUGAUUUUGUCCAAUUUAUUCGCAACCCGCUGAUUUGUUUCUUUCGUUCGGUGAUGUGAUUUUGGAACGACCUUGAUCUUGCAAUCUUAAGUUCCAGUCUUUGUGUAUUUUAAAGAAAAUUUAAUUUCUUGAAUGACUUGAGGUUAACGAUUGUUCGAAGACACGGGAAGCGCGUAAUUUUGACAGUUUUCGUCCGUCUGACAGCUGACAGGAGUUGACGAAGUAAAGGACAGUUUCACUUUUCGAUCUUAUAGUCGAUUCUCAAGAAGAAUUGUCAGUCGACGGACUAAAGGGUUCUGUGUUGGCUAAUAUUUCCGACUUGGCCUGGCAUGGUUGAUAUCUCCUUGAAUGAUACGCACAUGGGUCUUGUCGAGAGCAGACAUACAUUGGUCUGAUGUUGAUUCUAAGCGGGCUUGAAUGACAUGAGGAUGGCUCUAAAACGGGGGGCAUUCCCUCCCCUUCCUUCUACUCUCUUCUCUAUGAGCAGCGUGAGAACUCGGAAAUUGUAGUAGCAUUGCUGAUUCUUCUCUUCAUUCUAAUACCUCAGCCUGGCCCAAAGGCCCCCGCGAAUUGUGUCAAAUCUUACUACUUUCUCUCUACGUCGAGAGAGGUAGGUUGAAUGCACAUGGAUGAAGACUGGCCAUGUAGGUGCAUCGCUUCGCUCACUAUACAUCAAAGGUCUCUGCUAACGUCACCAGGGCUAGUCACUUACCUUGCCCUACACGACAAGAAAAGUUGUCAAAAAACGUUUGUUUCACUAUUUUUACUAUCUACUGUAACUCUCCGCCUACCGAACGUUUAUGGACGCAGGUAGGACGUGGAAAACAUUUGAAGUUGUUUGAUUGGCAUGUGUACAUCGUUUUGCUCGUGGGAGUGUGUAUUUAAGGUCGGCCUGUGGCGCAUGCCUGCGGUUAAUUGACUGUUACACCUGGGCUUACCUGUGACUCUCAUCAUAAUCAUCAUCAUCAUCAACAUCGUCAUAAAGCAAGGCUAACAGACAGGGUCGCCCGUGCGCUCAUAAUUAUUUGGUUGAACCAAACAUCGUCCAAUGCCAGUUCUUCUCAAGCCACAUACGGACUUAUAGCUUGGAUUUUACUCCCGAUACUAAACAGACCACUGUACCUUCGACCAUCGCCCCCGUUCUGGGGGACUGACAGUGCUACUGGAACCUGUGAAAACUCCUUGCGAAGUUACCAUAAACACACUGUCAUACCAAUAUAAUAUUGGAGACCUUAUCCCACUUUUGGACUAUCAUUUUAUUCGCACCACGACCCAUCAUGGUUACCACUUCACAUUGGGGUCAGUUGGUGGUGCCCCUUGUAUGCUGCUGUGUCGUGGUCGGCGGCUGGCCCGGUUCAACAUCGUCCACCACAUCGUCGUCGUCGUCGUCAGAACGGAGUAGUCAGAACGAGGGCGACCAGAAUAGGAAAGCGCAGGUCAUCGAGGCGUUCGAAUCGACGCUUUUGGGGAUGUUUGGAUUGAAAGAGAGACCGAGACCGCAGGGAAAAUUGAGAGUACCUCAAUAUAUGAUGGACUUAUACCGGUCACAUACAGAGGCUGAAGAUGGAAUCAAUAUGCUCUUUGACUUCAAACACGUAUCUACGGGUACAGCUAAUACCAUCAGGAGUUAUCAUCAUCAAGACGCUGGCCAAGUUGUAUCCACAGAGCACCACAGACACAAAGUGAUCUUCAACGUAUCCACGAUGCCUGAGGAGGAAGUAAUGACGACGGCCGAACUGAGAUUGUUCCGCAAAGACCUCGAUGAGCACCACAUCGUAAAACGACACGCACUUCACGACAGAGAAAGUCUUAAGCCCAUUCAUUACAUGCAAAGGAUAAACGUGUAUCAUAUUUUAAAACCAGUUGCACGAAAUCGAGAUACGAUUAAAAGGCUGAUCGACACACGGUUAGUCGACGUUCGAAAUGCUAGUUGGGAGUCAUUCGACGUACGCCCUGCAAUGAGGGUGUGGCUUGAAGAGCCAGAGAAGAAUCAUGGAUUAGAGAUAGAGCUCAUAGACUCAAGGGGCAGACCAUCCCCUAACCAUCAUCACGUUCGUGUGACGCGAGAAGCCGACCCCAGCAAGGUCGAAGAACUCGAAAACGAGGAAGAAGAUAGAUGGUUUCAGACGAGACCUCAGAUCGUAACAUACAGUGAUGACGGCCGCACGAAGCGAUCGCCAUCAUCAUCGUCGUCGGGUAGAGGUCAAAAAAAGAGGAAAGGAAAGCGGUUGAAGGCCAACUGCAGACGCCAUGAAUUGUAUGUGGAUUUCAGUGAUGUCCAUUGGAAUGAUUGGAUCGUCGCACCGGCCGGUUACCAGGCCUACUAUUGUCGCGGUGAGUGUCCUUUCCCACUCGCCGAACAUCUUAAUACCACCAACCAUGCUAUCGUACAAACGUUAGUAAACUCUGUCAACCCAGCACUAGUACCUAAGGCAUGUUGCGUGCCUACAGAACUUAGUGCAAUCAGCAUGUUAUAUCUGGACGAGUACGAAAAGGUCGUCCUUAAGAACUAUCAGGAUAUGGUUGUAGAAGGCUGUGGGUGCCGGUAGAACCUUCCUCAAUACGCUCAAGGACUUAUUACAUGGACAGAACAUGGACACCCUAGGCAUUGCGGACAUUUAACUCACAGAGGAGCAUUAAAAUGGACUCCCUCAGUUCUGUCACUUUUGUACAAGGAAAGAAAAGGAUAUAUUAUUACCGCUUCCAAUGUGUGCUUUCUAUUUCCCCCAACAUCUUGAUGUGUUUAUAGAGAGGUAUGGGAAGACAAGGACAUAACUCAUCAAUGACUCUGCUUAUUUGGUGCUGUACAAAAUAAAUAAAGACAGACUAAUAAUAAUAAUAAUAACAAUAAUAAUAAUUGUGUUUUGUGAGCAUUUCAGCCCAGCUGAAACCAAGUGUUGUUCAGUAACGUCGGUACUGACUGUACAGUACCCCUAUUCGUCACUCUAUUACCAUAUUCUUCACAUCAAUCUAGAAUUGCUUUCAAUAUUUAAAUGCGAUUAGGUCUUUUUUUUUCUUCUUCCUUACUUGCACAUGACGUGAGUCUCCCUAUACACCUGUAUUAAAUGGGGAGAUUCGAUAUUAUAAAGGGGUUCUGGGAGAGAUUGUUUUAUGUUACAAACAAAAUAGUGAUUGCUAUUGCCAGACAUUGUGGCGUUGAGUCCAUAUCUUUGUUAUAAAAUGGAACGUGUGUAUUUUAUAAAAGAAGUUAUAUGCCUUUUAAAGAUAUAGUUUUUCACCUGUUUACUAUAUGUGUGUAAAAUAUAUGCAUAUUUCCCAAUUUUACUCAUUUUUUAAAUACAUUUAUUUAACGAAACAAAUCGGUUGAUUGGUUCAGUUAUCCCCACAUCAUCUCCGUCCUACCUUUUUUUAUCAUCAAAUACAAAUGUUGGUGCCUAUAGCUUCUGCUCGCUAAAGUAAAUGGCCGGGAGGAGAAAACAGGCUGUACGACAAGUAAUUGUUUUAAAACAGUAACAAAACAUGUAUUUUGCCUUUGACUCUAUGCAUUUGAAUUCCCUCGAUAAAAAAAAAAUUGUAUAUGCAAGAAAGUCGAGUGUAUGUUAGUGAUUUUAACAAGACGUGUGGUAUGACUUUGAUUGUAUUCAAUAACUGGAGGACGAAAGUAUCUACUAAUGUUUCACCACUGUAGUCUAACACAAGUCCUAUCAUACGAUCGACAUUGGUGAUACGUUCUUAACAUAUAUGAUCCUCUCUAUUUAGACGAGUAUGAAAUCAUGUUCAUACAUUAUUGAGUGAUUUUGACGAUAGUGACUCGAGAAUUGGCAAUUUACAUGAGUCAAUUCUCAUUCAAGAACAGCCAAAAUGUAACAAACAGAUGCCAAGAAAUGUCACAUUUUAAUUGUAAGAGAAGGUUAAUAUGAAAUUCAACCAAGACAAAGUGAUACUUGACGAAUGUGGAAAAUCUAAUAUAAUUACCGUGGAAAUUAUAUUUGAAUAUGGCAUACGUUUAAUAUUCUCACAGACAGUAUAUUAUGUAUGGCCACAUGACAACUUUUUUUUUCAAUCUCAUUUUCGAGGUUAAAAUAAAAAAAUUCUGAUCGGUGACAUCCGUAAUGUCCCACAUUUUAGGAUAUACGUCUUUUUAACGGGAGAAUGAAAAGAAACAAGCAAGCCAAAACCUGGACAUCGUUCUACUCACUUCCGUUCCUUCUUAUUUUUAGUUCCUGUUUUUUUUUAGCAGAGUAUUAACAGAUAUAUCAUAAACACAGUUCUGUUAACAUAAUAACUAAAACAUUUAUAAGAUUAUUUCUAUCGGUUGAUUGUCCCUUCCAUUUGUUUUCUUCAGGCAAUGUAUUCAUCAUAUUCAGUCGAAACCGUCGAGUUGUAUUCUAAACGCAAGCGUUGAAAAGCUAUUUUAAAAUUAUAUAUUUUGUGUAUAUUUUUCUAUGAAAGGCAAGUUCGUUUUGCUUUUAAAUGAUCCAUCGCUGUAUUUUUACUAAAUAUUUUAUAUAUGAAACUAUGCAUUACUGCUCAAAGCUGUAUUAGAUCUUAAGAAAAGAAAAUAUUCGUAGAUGAACUCUUUACAGAAUAUGUCUGAUGUACAGACGAAUUUCAAUGUGAAUUGCAUCUAUGAUUAUUUCAUUUGUUAUAGAAUAUAAUUUGAUUCUCUCUCUUUAUCUUUAUGUUAUAUAUCGUGCUUCUUUGAUUUUAAUUCUUUCUUUUUUUAAAUAGCCUUACACUUGUAACCCUUCUUGAGAGUCGGCUAUAUAGACAUAGAAGCAUUUUAAAUCAUGAGUGGGGAAGUACUAUACGUUGUACCGGAUAUUUAUUAUACUUUUUUGGACGAUGGAAAAAUAAUAAUGAUAAUGUUUUAUUGUACUGUGCCUCUAAUGAUAAUUACUAUAGUGCCUUCGAUUCAAAUAUAUUAUUUAAGUUGUACAUGUGUAAAAUAUUGUUUACAAUAAAACAAAUAAGUAAUUACCUCAUUGAUGCUAAUGGUAAAAACGAA
This is a messenger RNA of Strongylocentrotus purpuratus (purple sea urchin), 5148 nucleotides long. It is a transcript of the gene BMP2/4, whose product is annotated as bone morphogenetic protein BMP2/4. Gene Ontology annotation, molecular function: cytokine activity; growth factor activity. Gene Ontology annotation, biological process: BMP signaling pathway; SMAD protein signal transduction. Gene Ontology annotation, cellular component: extracellular region. The record is from RefSeq and is a predicted model, not a curated record. The transcript has 3 exons. The coding region runs from base 1457 to 2728 and encodes 423 amino acids. Lineage: Eukaryota; Metazoa; Echinodermata; Echinoidea; Camarodonta; Strongylocentrotidae.